AUGCACAGCAUUUUCAUCCCCUUCUAUUCCCUGAUCACAACCCAUCUGCUUGGGCUGCUCAGCAAGGAGAAGUCCAGUUGGGAGCUGCCUGCCCUGGCCUUCCUUGUUGAGGCCGAAAGCAUCUGCAGCCUGGCUGAGCACCUCGUGGAGCUGCUUCAUGAUGGAGACGGAGAUGUGGUUGCCAUGACCCUCUCUGUAUUCCUGAAUAUGCUCCAGGACAAGGACAUCGAAGCAUUCAGCUCCACUGCCCCGAGGCUGGCUGAGGCGCUCCGGCCACUCUUUGAUAACGACAACACCCAAGUGCAGCUGCUCUCCCUUCGCCUCUUCCAAGAGGUGAUGGAGUUGCUUGCAGAAGAGGGACGAAAGACCUUGAAUAUGCAGGUGCACCAGAGCCUGGUCCCCCUGUUCUUCCAUCUGCACGAUGAGAACCAGUGCGUGGCAGAGGCCUCUCGGGAAACACUGCUUUGUGCUGCAAGUUUCCUCAAGAGGAGGGAUCUCGAGCAGGUGCUGAGAAGACAGCAGCCCAUCAAGUUCUGCGAUUGCCUGAUGGACAAGGAUGUCAGCCGAAGGGAUGAGCACCUGCACCAAGCCCUGCCAUAUCUGCAGAGCCCACAGCAGCCCCUGCGAGAGGUGGCCGUCAGGUUCAUGGGGGUCGCCGCAUGGCACAUGCAAGACCUGCAGCCCGUCAUGAAGGCCCUGGAAGCCAUGACCAAAGAUGACUGCUCCUCCUACUCCACCAUGCAGAAUGCAGUCUUGUCUGCUUUUCGACGGGCAGUAACUAAGUAA
Manacus vitellinus (golden-collared manakin) is the source of this 786-nucleotide messenger RNA. RefSeq names its product maestro heat-like repeat family member 5. Lineage: Eukaryota; Metazoa; Chordata; Aves; Passeriformes; Pipridae. The transcript has 7 exons. Gene Ontology annotation, cellular component: cytoplasm. Bases 1 to 786 code for a protein of 261 amino acids. The record is from RefSeq and is a predicted model, not a curated record.